Molecule: messenger RNA, 1167 nt
Organism: Pediculus humanus corporis (human body louse)
Lineage: Eukaryota; Metazoa; Arthropoda; Insecta; Psocodea; Pediculidae
Product: G-protein coupled octopamine receptor, putative
Exons: 2
Coding region: 1-1167 (388 amino acids)
Biological process (GO): G protein-coupled receptor signaling pathway
Cellular component (GO): membrane
Molecular function (GO): G protein-coupled receptor activity
Source: RefSeq, a predicted model, not a curated record
AUGAAAUCGUCAAAUUCGAGUUUCGAUGAGGCUUCAGUUUUAAGAUUCGGUUCGUUAACUCUGACGUCAUCAACAACGGAAUCCAUAAGUCCGGUAACUCUUAAUUCUGAUUGGUCCAGAGUUGCCAAAUUGUUACUAUUAACGGCUCUUUCCGUUACCGGAAGUGUCGGAAACGUAUUCAUGAUAAGUUCCGUUAUGAUCGAAGAUAAUUUAAAAAAAAGAGGAAAUUCCUUUUUGGUCAACAUCGCACUUGCCGACAUAUUAAUAACAGGUUUGGUGAUUCCCGCUUCGACGGUCGUCAUACUCGCAGAUUUGACGGAUGCAAAAUUCGUCGUUUGUAAUUUUCAAUGGUUUCUGGCUCUCGUCUCAUGUUUGGUAUCCGUUCUGACCAUAUCGGCAACGGCCGUGGAAAACUACGCUCGACUUUGCAUGCCACCGGAUUGUUACAAUAAUUUGACGCCGUGUAAAAUAACGACCAUAAUCAUUUUCAUAUGGAUAAUAAGUUGCACGGCCGUAACGAUACAAACCGUCCUCGAUUUGGGUCCCGACUACUGUAAGCGAACGUCUCAAGGACUUCUUCCCUAUCAGAUAAGUAUCGGAGUCGUUUUUGUUUUCAUACCCGCCAUUGUCACCUUUUCCUUUUUCUCCCUGAUAACGUACAGAGUUAAAACGUUCAAAUCCAUUCCGACGUUUCGUCCUCCCGUCACGUUCACAUCCGAUUACGAACUCAUGAAAUCAAACAUGUACGGAUUUAUAUUUUUCGUCAUGUUUUGGCUACCGUUCGGACUCACAUUGGCUCUCGGUUCGAUACAAACGAUAUCCCAAAGGAUUUUCUACAGUUUGGCGUGGCUCGCGUUGAGCAAAUCAUGUUUUUUAAAUUUUCUUUACUGUUUGACGAAUCGGCAUUUCAGAAACGCGUACGUCAACUUGUUUCAUUAUUGCUGUUGUAAAACGACCGUUUCCUUUUCGCGGAGAUCUCGCGAACACGUUCGUCCGACCGGAGACGUUCGCGUUCACAUUAUUCCCGGCUACGACAUGUAUUCUUACACGAGUCCUCAAAGAUCGAGGGAUGUUGCUGCUAAAACGUCUGUGAAAAGAGUCGGAGGUACGACGUCGUGCGGUCCGGCAUCGACGAGACCGAACGGACGAGACAUUUACGAAUUAUGA